AAUAAAUGUAAAUGAAUUAACUUUAAUACAACAAUAUGUUAAAAAUUCCACUUUUGUAAAUAGGAUGGAGGCAGCUGUGGAGGAGGUAGGCAACCAGUCAGGAGUAGAGACUUUAGUUAGUCUGUCCAAACCUCACCAGUACCAGCAUGUUCACCAAAACUUCACUGUUCCUGGACUCUUUCUCAACUAUGUCAUCGGCUUCAUCGCCUUCUCUGUUCUUUACCUGUUUUCUUACGACGUCCACUGGAGCUAUUACAAACUGGACCGAAAGCGUGUGAAUAUGUUCGUGUACACUGUGAGACUAGUGCGGAUUAUCCACGCUGUGUUGGCUACUCUGGUGGCGGUUCCUAUCAUGCUCAUCACCUCAGAGUUCCUCAAGCAACGCUUCUUGAUUCUGGACAUGUUUGUUGCAUUCUCUGGAGGUUACCUUACUUUUGAUGUGUUCGGAAAAUACAACGAGCACCUUCAGGUUUACGAACCACCUGGUAAACUGGUAAGUUACCGGAUAAUAAGAAGAUACGUAAGGAAGAACUGGUUAUUACUGGCUCACCACGCCCUGCUUGUGGUAUUCUUGUAUCCUGCUGUCCUCUUUGCUAGGGAUGAUGAGGGUGACUUUCUGGUGGCGUGUAUCCUGUUUACGGAGCUGUCAGUGCCCUUCACAGAGUUCCAGUGGAUUAUGGAGCAGACACUAGAGCCGCAUAACCUGAGAUAUAUCAUUGUGAGCAUGUGUGCCAUUGCUACUACUGUUGUGUGCCGACUGCUCAUCAUACCCUUCUUGUACGAGGCAUCAGCUGACCACAUGGAGAUGUCGGUGUUAGACUUCACCCUCUCCCUCGCACCGUGGUGGCACAUUGCUGCCUUGUCCUUCAUUAUACCCAACAUCAUCUGGUUGGGAAGGAACAUCUUCAAGACCAUGGUCUAUCUGAGGAUUCCUUACGAGCGUAAACGAAAAGCAAAGCCUGGUGAAAAGAUAGAUCGUACCACUUUGGACAGAGAAGAAAAACGAUUGAAGGAGGAUUGAACUUUCCUGAUACGCAUCGGUUUACAAUUCUUUCUGAAAUUGCUACAUAUUUUGUGUUGAAACACUUUUUUGAAAAUGAAUGGAGAUUUAACUAAAGUAUUGUGUUAAAUAGCAUUUAUAUGGAGUUCACUAUCGCAUUUAAUUGAUAUUCAUACAAGUUAUAUCGCUGGUUUGUCAACUCCUACAUUGCACGCUACUUGAUAAAGAAAAUAUUGAAAUUUCCCUGGAGCUGGCCUCGCUAUGAACCUUUUGUACUAGAAUUUGAUUCGAAUCUUAGACUUUGGAGUUUAGAAGUUGCAAAAUUCAAUUCUACAAUAAGCUAUAAAACAUAAAGCUGCAGGGUUUAUUAUACAUUUUAUUUACAAUCUCAAUAAAUAAUUACCAAAACGUAAAUAAAGAUUUAAGAAAUAUCAUAAGUCUUUCAAGUGAUUUCAAGAAUAUUAUAUCACUUAUCACGGUUAUUGGGCAAUUAUUUAUGAUAGUCCUUGGGUUUUUAUAAUUUUAUAUUUGUAUAUUUGACAUUUGAUAUAUUCUAGUAUUUAAGAGUUUAAGGUAGAUAUCAUUAUGGUAUUUAAAAUGUUUAUGUAUAAUUGUUCUUUGAGAUGUAUUAUUGUGGAUAUAAAAGAAAUGUGUUCUCUCUU
Bolinopsis microptera is the source of this 1662-nucleotide messenger RNA. RefSeq names its product TLC domain-containing protein 3A-like. The record is from RefSeq and is a predicted model, not a curated record. Gene Ontology annotation, cellular component: membrane; endoplasmic reticulum. The transcript has 6 exons. Lineage: Eukaryota; Metazoa; Ctenophora; Tentaculata; Lobata; Bolinopsidae. Bases 65 to 1021 code for a protein of 318 amino acids. Gene Ontology annotation, biological process: lipid homeostasis.